Messenger RNA from Geodia barretti, 774 nucleotides. The record is from the annotation of a GenBank genome assembly. NCBI's taxonomy places the organism in Eukaryota, Metazoa, Porifera, Demospongiae, Tetractinellida, Geodiidae.
AUGGCCUCCAAGGGAGACCGUGCCCGGGCUUUGGCCGGUGGCACCGACCUGCUGGUGCAACUUCGCGGUGGCCGCCGCAGCGCUGAUCUGGUGGUUGAUGUUAAGGACAUUCCGGAACUGAACGAGAUUUCCUACAGUCCGGACUCAGGUCUGACCAUCGGCGCAGCAGCACCCUGUUACCGCAUCUACCAGAACGAGGACGUAGUGUCCAAAUAUCCAGGGCUGGUUGACUCUGCUUCGCUGAUAGGAAGCAUUCAGAUUCAGGGCAGAGCCAGCUUUGGUGGCAACCUUUGUAAUUCCGCCCCCAGCGCCGACGCAAUACCGCCGAUGAUCGCAUUGGGAGCCGUUGCCAACAUUGUGGGCACCAACGGAACCAGGCAGGUCGCCGUUGAGGACUUUUGCACCGGCCCCGGCCGAAACGUAUUGGAGGCUGGCGAAAUCCUGGUUUCCAUCAACGUACCCGCUCCUAAAGCAGGUUCUGGAGCUAAUUAUCUGCGAUUUAUUCCCCGAAACGAGAUGGAUAUUGCGGUCGCCGGCGUCGGCAGCGCAGUGGUGCUGGAUGAUUCGGGCCAAAACUUUGUAUCCGCCCGCAUUUCCCUGGCUUCCGUCGCCCCGACUCCCGUAUUCUGCCAGGAGGCUGGCGCCAGCCUGGCCGGGAAGCCGGUUUCCGACGAGUCCAUAGAAGAGCAGCCCGGUUGGCUAUGGCAGAUGCCAAGCCUAUCACCGACAUGCGUGGUACGAUUCGUCAGCGGGUUCAUCUGGUUGGAGUCCUGA